Messenger RNA from Cuscuta epithymum, 2696 nucleotides. The record is from the annotation of a GenBank genome assembly. NCBI's taxonomy places the organism in Eukaryota, Viridiplantae, Streptophyta, Magnoliopsida, Solanales, Convolvulaceae.
UCAGAACUUCAUAAAUUUCUGUGCUACCAAACGGGUUCGAAGUGGAUAUCAAGGGAAGAGUAGAACGAAGCUCAACUAUUUAAAGUAAUAUCAUGUGUGUUCAUGGAUCUUGAACCAUUUUCUUCUAUAAGUCGUUCAACUUGAACGAGUUGCAGAACUUUUGGAACCGGGCAACUACUAGACCAAGCUAUAAUAGAACCGCCAAUCCCAGAUGAAUGGCCUGGGACUAGUUAGCAGUAGAAGUGCUCCCAUGAGACUCUCUCUUACUGCCCUUAUGAGAACUUCUCUUGGUGGAAACUAGGGGACUAUUCUCUUCCUCAUCAGCUGUUACUCUAGGUCUCUCCAGCCCCACCUCACCGCCUUUAAAUACGGGAUGAACGUAAGCGUCUUGGAGAUAUGUUUUCAUGUUCAGCCUCUUGGUACACUCUGCAUCCGUCGAGAACGAGAAAGUGAACAAGCUAGCGAACUUCCUCCCAAAAAAUCCUAAGCGAAUUUCGCAUCUCUUCAUCUUCAAAGCAACGGAUCCCGUAAGAGCCUUUUGAGAAUAACAUGCCUCUCAUCUACUUAUCUAGAUUUUCGAUCUUUGCAUUGUUGCCGUUCUAAUAAUAUAGAGAAAAAACCAGUCAUUUUCAACUCUUCCCCUGCGUAUAUAUGUGCUGAUAAAGUAGAAGGCAAAUCCUAAGAGUUUUUUUCUCCAAAGAAUGCUGAACAGAUUGACUGAUUUACCGCUACAGCGUGCCAUGUACAACAGGAUAAUCUGAGAGGUCUUGAGUUGUAAAAGAUUUGGGAUGUUAUUGGCACUCUUUUACUCACUGGAAAUUCCACGCUUCAUCUGAUCUUAAGUUUUUACAGAUGUAUUAGUUUCUUUACAUGAGGGAUGCAAGUUGUGACAUGUGUUGUCCAUCCACAUAUUAAAGAGCAAAUAUGUGUUCUCCAUCCACCCCAAUGGUAGGUUUUUACAGAUAUAUUAGGGGGUGUUUGGAUCUGAUUCUCAAAACUAAUUCUGCUCCUUCAGGGAGCAGAAGCAGAAGUUGGAGUGUUUGGGUGAAAUUCCAGAAGCACUUCUGGAGCUCUAAUUUACUCUCAGAAUCAGUUUUUUUAGAAGCUGGGGGGUACCAGCUUCUGAAAACUGAUUCUGAUUCUGCUUCUACUUUUAAAAAAGAAGCAGUAGCAGAAUCAGUUCCAAACACCCCCUUAGUUUCUUUACAUGAGGGAUGCAAGCUGUAGGGGUGGACUCGGGUCGGGCCGCCCGGUCCGGCCCGGUUGGCCGGUCCUCGGGCCAGUUCGGGCCUACUGAACCGCUCAAUUUCCGGUGCGGGCUCGGGCCUCCUAAAAGUGGAACCGACCCGGCCAUUCCGGGCCCAGUUCGGGCCUAUUUUUUUCCAUUUUUUUUUGUUUCUACCAGGUUGGGCUGGGUGUUUGGGGGUGGGGUGAUGGGGGGGUCGGGGGUUAAUUACAAAAUCCAAAGAAAAUAAAAAAAAAUAACAUUGAACCCGAACCGGCCCGGCCCGGCCCAAAACCGCUGCCUACCCUGGCCGGUUCCGGUUCUCCCUUCCCAAAGAAAAAGCCCGGCCGGGCAUAGGCCCGAACCGGCCUGUCCCGAGUCCAUCCCUAGCAAGCUGUGACAUGUUGGCAUAUACCCUUUCGUAUUUUGUGUUUUGUAUAACUACUGAAAACCCAAUUCAUUGAUUAUAUUAAUUCAGGUUAGUCUUUGGUGUAGCCACAAGAAUAUGAAUGUAACUUUACUCCUUCCAAUGUCUAUUCUCUCACCUAUCAUAUACAAAAUGUAAAUCGUGUAUACUCAAAUGUAACUCCAGAUAAGUUGAGAUGUAAAACGUAUUAAUUGAAAUGUAACUUGCUAAGGUAAAUCAAAAUAUAAAACAUAUUAAUUGAAAUGUAAUUUGGUGCAAGUUGUAAUGUAAAUUGAGUUAAAGGAAAUGUAACCUUUUUUCUUAAGCAAAAGGAAAUGUAACCUAAAGCAUAUUGAAAUGUAGGGGUGUUCGUCGGUUCGGUUUGGUCGGUUUUCAGUUUGGUCGGUUCGGUUUGGUCGGUUUUUUUUCCGGAAAAGCUGAAACCGUAAACCGAACCGCACUACUUGAGUCGGUUUCGGUUCGGUUUCGGUUCGGUUAAUAUCGGUCGGUUCGGGUCGGUUUCGGUUAGUUUUAGCAUGUUUUUGUAGGUUUUUGUCGGUCGGUUUCGGUUCGGUCGGUUUUUUAACCCCAAAGGUGAAACCGUAAACCGAACCGCAAAUGUUUAAUCGGUUUGAGUCGGUUUCGGUUUGAGUCGGUUUCGGUUUUGGUCGGUUCGGUUUCGGUCGGUUUCGGUUUUUCGGUUUUUUUGUUCAAAAUGUAACUAUUGAAAUGUAAAUUGUGUUUAAGGACAUGUAACUAAAAACCAAUCAAAAUGUAAGAUGUAUAAUACUCCAUAUCAAAUAUAUGUAUACAUUGCAACUAGGGGUGGACUCGGGCCGGGCGGCCCGACCCAGAACCGGCCCGGCCCGGUUACUGUUUGGCCCGGCCCGGGGCCCGGUGGGUCCAGCGGUUCGGUUUGGCCCGGCUCGGGUGAUGGGCAGUCCGGGCUCGGGCCCUGCUUUAGGCGAACCGGCCCGACCGGUUCGGGCCUGGUCUGAGCCGGAUUUUAAUUUAUUUAUUUUUUUGAAUUUUUUUUUAAGUUUUGGGUUGGAUUAGAUAUUUUGG